Microtus ochrogaster (prairie vole) is the source of this 1150-nucleotide messenger RNA. RefSeq names its product anaphase promoting complex subunit 4 (gene Anapc4). Lineage: Eukaryota; Metazoa; Chordata; Mammalia; Rodentia; Cricetidae. The coding region runs from base 175 to 1029 and encodes 284 amino acids. Gene Ontology annotation, biological process: anaphase-promoting complex-dependent catabolic process; regulation of mitotic metaphase/anaphase transition; protein K11-linked ubiquitination. Gene Ontology annotation, cellular component: anaphase-promoting complex; nuclear periphery. The transcript has 8 exons. Gene Ontology annotation, molecular function: protein binding. The record is from RefSeq and is a predicted model, not a curated record.
AAAAAAAAAAAAAAAAAGUCCACCCUGAGAUAUACUGGACUGGUUCUGUUUUCUCCUAACUAGUGCUUUACUAUAGCUUGUUUUGGGUUUUGUUUCUGUUUUUGUUUGAAACCAGAAAGUCCUUUGCUGUUUCCUUAUUAUCCUCGAAAAUCAUUGCAUUUUGUGAAAAGGCGGAUGGAGAACAUUAUUGAUCAGUGUUUGCAAAAGCCAGCAGAUGUAAUCGGAAGAUCAAUGAAUCAAGCAAUCUGCAUUCCAUUAUAUAGAGAUGCUAGGAGUAUGGACUCUGCUCGUAGAUUGCUAAAAUUCCCAUUUCUGUGGAAUAAUAAAACUUCAAAUCUACAUUAUCUUCUUUUUACUAUUUUAGAAGAUUCGGUUUAUAAAAUGUGCAUCUUAAGGAGACAUACUGAUAUUUCCCAAUCUGUAAGUAAUGGACUAAUUGGUAUUAACUUUGGGAGCUUCACAUAUUCCACAACUGAAAAAGUCAGAAGAAGAGCGUUCUCUCCCAGCACUUACAGUUGUCUAGACGCCCAGUUUUAUGAUGAUGACACUGUAACACUCAUCCUUAAAGACUCCAUGGGACGUGAAGGAAGAGACAGGAUCUUGGUUCAGUUGCCGUUGUCCUUAGUGUAUAACAGUGAAGAUUCCGAAGAGUAUCAGUUCACUGGGACUUACUCGACAAGGCUAGAUGAGCAGGGCAGCAUUAUCCCCACACGCACCCUGCACUUGGAGAAGCACUGGAGGCUGCUGGAGAGCAUGAAAGCACAGUAUGUUGCUGGGAAUGGCCUUCGGAAAGUGUCCUGUGUGCUAAGCUCAAACCUCCGACAUGUGCGGGUGUUUGAGAUGGACAUCGAUGAUGAGUGGGAGCUCGACGAUUCUUCAGACGAUGACGAUGAGGCCGGGGGGAAGCCCAUGAAGAUCAAGGAGGAAGAGCUGUCGGAGUCGGACACAGAGGAGCAGCAGGAUGCUGCUGCCCUCGACCCAGACAUAGUCAUCAAAGUGGAGAAACUCGACCCUGAGCUGGACUCAUGACCCACUUUAACAGCAUGUGUUACUGUGGCAAAAAACAUAGGGGGUGGACUAAGAUGACGUGGGUCACAUUGAAUUAUCUGUGUAACAAAAAUAAAUGGUAAAUUUUAUUUUUCAUACUGUU